Daphnia magna is the source of this 1747-nucleotide messenger RNA. RefSeq lists its product as uncharacterized. The coding region runs from base 115 to 1350 and encodes 411 amino acids. Gene Ontology annotation, molecular function: sequence-specific DNA binding. Lineage: Eukaryota; Metazoa; Arthropoda; Branchiopoda; Diplostraca; Daphniidae. The transcript has 4 exons. The record is from RefSeq and is a predicted model, not a curated record.
GGAGAGAAGAACCAAAUUGGGCGCGAAGCCUUAAGUUAAUAUUAAAGUGAAUAGCACAGUUAGUUAUUUCUUUCAGUCAAGUGAUGCAUUCAUUGCAUUGUGAAUAGUGUGGAGAUGAUAUAUUGCUUCAUAAUUGGCUGUCAGAAUGGGAAAAAAAAGAUUUGUGCCAAGCCUGCAAAUGACAACCCGAAAAAAGUAGUUUUUUUUCAACCACCAAAAGAUGAAGUAUUGAGGAACGUAUGGGUAAAGAAUAUCCCAAACAAUGGAAAGGAGUUAAAGAUUUCAUCAUAUGUGUGUGAUGAGCACUUUCUAGACCAUGAUAUCAACAAAUAUUCUGAAACAGUUAUUAAUGGUUCAAUCCAUCGAGUUGAAUGGAAAAGGUGGAAAUUGAAAAGUGGAGCUUUUCCACAAAUCUUUCCAGUGUCAACCGAAGAGAAUCCAGUGAAAAAGAGAAAACCACCUCUCGCAAGAAAACCACUUGGUAACAUAAGCAAUUAUCAUGGACAUUUCCCUUCUCAAAUUACAAGUGCUGUUAAAAAAGUAAAAGCUAAUGCUGUUACUAAGACUAAAGUUUGCAAUACACAAACAAAAGAUACACCUACAGAAGGUCCUGUUACAGUUUAUGAAGACAUAAAUAAUGAAGUCAUUGAGGUUGCAGCUGUGUGUAAUGUCACAGGUAAUAUGUCAGUUCUAGAGGCUGUCAAGGAAAAUGAAAACUCAACAUUUUCACCUAAUGACAUUCGAAAUAUCAAGCUACCCUCAACAACUUGGAGAAUUGGAUCCCUAAAAGACGGAUUGCUUAAUUUCUUUAACAUUGAAGAAAAAAAACAAAGUGUUGCAAUUCAAAAAUUGCUUUCCGUUGAUUUCAAUAGACGCUUUUACACCAAAACAAUCAUAAAUCGAGAGCUUACAGAUAUUGAAGAGAAUACCAACACUUUUACAUCACUAGCACAAAUUGAAGAAGUUUUGUUAAAUCUUCACAAUGCAAGAAUAUGUCCUGGCAUCGUCCACGAUCCUUUAAAAUACCCAACUACAGAAAACUUGGUUCGAAAUGGUCAGCUGCUGCAUGGAAUUUGGAGAUGGAAUAAAUGCAGCCUCCUAAUUUCUGAAUGUGGCAAGAUGACGCACUGCAAAUUCUGCAAGAUGUUGAAGAAAGCUUUACAAAUGCAGUUUAACAGACACAAGAAAAUUAAACUGCACACCAAAAUCAACCACACAUUUUUGAGCAUGAAACAACUAUCCCGAAAAAUCGUUGUUAAGGCCAAACGUGAAGCCCAACUUAAGUUUCAAUUAAAGAAGAAAAAAGAAGAAAAUAUGGUAGUUUUAACAUACAUUAAACAAAACUAUUAAAUAUGUAAGGGCUUAACAUAAAAUUAACAUUAAUUGUAGAAACUGAAAGCUGCGCUAAAAGACAUGCGCUUGAAAUUAGCAAAAGUUAAAUAUGAACAGAUAGACAUAGACAAAUUAAGCGACAAGGUAAUAUUUUUUAAUGUUUGUGCCCUUACAAUUAAUUAUGAAAUGAUAUUCGACCUGUGUGACUACUGACUAGUAAAUAGCCCAUUUUUGAUUGACACCUCUUUAUUCAAUUGCGCACGUUAUUUACAUUGUGACUCUUACCUUAUUGUCAUAAAACUUGAGGUUUACCUAUCGAUGAUGUAACCACAUUUUUUGAUGACAUUUUGGCUGAAUCCGAUUGAUUUGACGAUUGUAAUAAAUAUUCCAAUAACGUUUAACAACAUUAAAUUGA